Entrophospora candida is the source of this 933-nucleotide messenger RNA. NCBI's taxonomy places the organism in Eukaryota, Fungi, Glomeromycota, Glomeromycetes, Entrophosporales, Entrophosporaceae. The record is from the annotation of a GenBank genome assembly.
AUGUCUAUUAGAUCCAAAAUGAAUGUUGUUUGCGAAAUAUUGGAAAGAUCUGCUUCUGCUUCAAAUUCACUAAGAUCAAGCACAUCAUUGUUCUAUGCAACAACGAAGCGACCUGAACCGAUUCAAAUCAGAAGAACUGAAUCAAUUCCACAUCUACGCAAAAAUGACACAUCUGAAGAACAAAGAUCACCUGUAUCAGUAAAAACAACAUCAUCAGAAGUCAGAGGAGAAGGUGACAGUACUUUGCUUAGUCCUGCAAGCGCUAGUGGUAAUGGUUACGGUUCUGCUGGUGGUGGCGGAGCCAUUAGUGUAAUGAGUGAUAAUUAUAGUGAUGGUGCUAGUCUUAUUGACAGUAUCAUUGAUAAUGCUGAUUACGACAAUCCUGAUGUUAGUGAAGGCGGUGUUUAUCUUAAUGAUCCUAAUCAAUAUAAUAGCAAUACUGCAGCAACGUCAUUUACAAGUCUUGCUACAACGCCUCUUACAGCCAGUCAUAACCUUAGGAAUGGAGGUGGAGUUGGAGGUGGAGAUGGAAGCAGAGCAAAGCUUGGUGGUAGUAACAGAAACAGAUUAGAUGAAAUAUUUGAAGAACCAAUAAAUAUAAGCUCGAACUCAAAUAGUUUUGGGAUGGACGGUAGUGGUGGAAUAGGAGGCGGAUAUUUUAUUGAGACAAAGGAAAGUUUUAUAUUUACUUUUGAUGCAAAGAAACCAAAAAAAGGUAUAUUGAGUAGAGUUAGUAAUUCGGAUAAAGCAAUUUAUCAUCAUGAGAACACUGGUCCUAAUUUUCUGGAUUUAAAAAUGCGGGGACAUUCUGAGGACGAUGAAAAAUGCUACUAUCGACAAUUUGUCUAUGAUAAAAAUCUAAAAAUUAAAACCUCUAAAGAAAAUAAUUUUUCAAUUGAUGAAUAUGAAGUGUUCAGAGUCAUCACACUCUAA